CGUGCAGAUUCUGGAGAGAGACGUGCUUUCAGUGAAGCAGGGGAGGGGCCAGUGAUAGAAGCUGUUUACACAAAAGAGGAAAUCUGUGAUCAGGAGUGGUGUGGAAGAAUAAUGGAGAUUACAGACCUGACAAUUGUAGAAAGUAAAGAGAUCCCUGAACUUGAACCUGUCCACAUUAAAGAGGAGGCCGUAGAGCUGGAGUGUGAUCACAUCACAGAGGAAGUUAGUGAAGAAAAUAAAGUCGAUACACUGGAGAAGAAUAUAGUUAAGAUGGAAUCUAGCCGCUGUGAAGAUUAUCCUCCUGAACAGAUCUGCAUGAAACCCAAUCAGCCUGUCUCUGAAGACACUGGUUCUAGUGUUGGAGAAGAGGGCACUGUGCUGGGGUCCAUUCAGAGGAAACAUCACCCCCCUCAGGAAAGAGCUGCAGAUGGAAAGGAGGAAGGAGCGAUGCCGUCCACGAGCAGCACAGCAUAUCUAGGAAGACGCACCUCCACUCCAGCACCCCAGAGCAAAAUCUCUUCUGAUGGGAAACUGCAGCGUAAGCAGAAACACAGAGAGUCGACACCCCACGAUGAAUAUGUGAAGAAACUGAGAACUGACUCUCUUCAGAAUCUUUCUGCACAAGAUAGCCGACCACUUCCUGUGGGAUUUACAGUGACUCCACACCAGCGUAUUCACACAGGAGACAAACCCAAUCACUGUAUAGAGUGUGGGAAGACAUUCAGAUUUGCAACUGGAUUAAAACUACACCAGCAAACUCACACAGGAGAGAAACCAUACGAGUGUCCUGACUGUGGGAGGAGUUUUAAUCAGAAAUGUAACCUCCAAACACACCAGCGAAUUCACACAGGAGAGAAACCGUUUCACUGUGCAGAUUGUGGGAGGCAUUUUAAUCAGAAAGUUUCUCUUCAAAAACACCAGCUAACUCACAGUACAGAUAAACCAUUUCACUGUGCUGAUUGUGGGAAGACAUUCAGACUUACAACUGGAUUAAAACUACACCAACGUAUUCACACAGGAGAUAAAACAUACGAGUGUCCUGACUGUGGGAAGAGUUUUAUUGAGAAAAGUAACGUUCAAGCACACCAGCUAACUCACAGUACAGAUAAACCGUUUCACUGUGCUGAUUGUGGGAAGAGUUUUAAUCAGAAAUGUAACCUUCAAACACACCAGCGAAUUCACAAGGGAGAGAAACCGUUUCAAUGUGCUGAUUGUGGGAAGAGUUUUAAUCAGAAAUGUCACCUUCAAAAACACCAGCAAACUCACACAGGAGAGAAACCGUAUGAGUGUCCUGACUGUGGGAGGCGUUUUAAUAAUAAAGGUAACCUUCAAACACACCAGCGAACUCACACAGGAGAGAAACCGUAUGAGUGUCCUGACUGUGGGAGGCGUUUUAUUCAGAAAUCUAACCUUCAAUCACACCAGCUAACUCACAGUACAGAUAAACCAUUUCACUGUGCUGAUUGUGGGAAAGGUUUUAAUUGUAUAACUUUACUUGAAGCACACCAGCGAAUUCACAAGGGAGAGAAACCGUUUCACUGUGCUGAUUGUGGGAAGAGUUUUAAUCAGAAAUAUAACCUUCAAACACACCAGCGAAUUCACAAGGGAGAGAAACCAUUUCAAUGUGCUGAUUGUGGGAAGAGUUUUAAUCAGAAAUAUUACCUUCAAUCACACCAGCGAAUUCACACAGGAGAGAAACCGUAUGAGUGUCCUGACUGUGGGAGGCGUUUUACUCACAAAUCUAACCUUCAAUCACACCAGCUAACUCACAGUACAGAUAAACCGUUUCACUGUGCUGAUUGUGGGAAAGGUUUUAAUCGUAAAACUUUACUUGAAGCACACCAGCGAAUGCACAAGGGAGAGAAUCUGUUUCACUGUGCUGAUUGUGGGAGGCGUUUUAAUCAGAAAUGUGACCUUGAAAAACACCAGCUAACUCACACAGAAUAGAAACCGACAGCUUUGAAAAUCCAUUUACAAACAUUAAUACUGAAGCUAAAUGGAAGAGACAUUUCAGUGAAAAACGAGGUGUAGUGUAGCCUGUUGAGGUCCCUCUAGGAGUAAGAUUUGACAGCAGAAGAAACCGGGAUACAGGCACAUAUGAUCACGAUCCUGUAACUGACAAGUGUAUUUAUAUUCCAUUGUUAGAAUCUUUAAAGUUUAUAUUUUGGAGUCCAGACAUUUGUAAUCCUAUUGUACAACCUUGUGAACAAAACGCGGUUUAUAAAGAUUUCUGGUGACGGCAGCUGCUAUAGAAAUCAUCCACUUUUCUCUCGGCAUAGAAAUGCAUUUGAAAUACAACUUUACUAGGAUGACUUUGAAACUGCAAACCCAUUAGGAUCCAAACAAGGGAUACAUCAAAUUGGAAGCUUAUAUUUUAUUCUUAGAAAUCUUUCACCAAAGGUAAAUUCAGCACUAAUGAAUAUUCACCUUGUUUCACUGUUUCACAUACAAGAUAUUAAAAAGUAUGGAUUUAAUGCUAUACUACAACUUCACAUUGAUGAUUAAAACAUUCUUGAAAGUACUGGAAUUAAAGUUCCUUUUUCUGAAGAACCAAUUGAUGGUACAGUUGCUCAGGUCACAGGAGAUACCUUAGGGGUGCACACACUUCUGGGGUUCAGGGAAUCUUUCAGUUCAGUUUUUUUCUGUCGACUCUGCUUGAUUGAUAAGAAUGCGUCUCAGUCAGUAUUCAGCGACGAUGAUUCUAACAUCAUAUUACGUGACAGAGUUUUGCAUGAACAGCAUUGCAAUGAUCUGUUAGCAGUCCCUACAUGACCCUCCUCCUUUGGAGUGAAGCGAUAUUGUUUGCUGAAUGACUUACAGUUUCUUUCUCAUUUCUGAUCAUUUUGCUUUUGAUAUUAUGCGCGAUGUCCUCGAAGGCAUCCCCCAGUAUGAAAUGAAGUUGCUUUUUGGCUCUCUCUCUGACAGUGUCAUCUCCAUGCAUGACAUCAUUAAUAGAAUUAUGGUUUGUUGGGGAGAAAGAAUCGUCCAAGGUUCAAUCUAGAGCAGUCUGGCAUUGGGAUAGAGCUCAACGUUAUGCGGGCAGCAGUGUGGAGUAGUGGUUAGGGCUCUGGACUCUUGACCGGAGGGUCGUGGGUUCAAUCCCAGGUGGGGAGACACUGCUGCUGUACCCUUGAGCAAGGUACUUUACCUAGAUUGCUCCAGUAAAAACCCAACUGUAUAAAUGGGGAAUUGUAUGUAAUAAAUAAUGUGUUAUCUUGUAACAAUUGUAAGUUGCCCUGGUUAAGGGCGUCUUCUAAGAAAUAAAUAAUUAUAUUCAAACAUUCUGCUUAAUUAAAAAUAUUGCCUUAGUAUUUGGAGACAUUGUAAAUGAGGGAAACAAAAAUCUGAGCUUGCUUCUGAUGUUAUUAAAUAUCUUCAAUAUUGUUUUUUCACCAGUGAUUACUGAGGGUAUGACAGUGUAGCUCAAGCACCUAAUUAGGCAGCAGUGUGGAGUAGUGGUUAGGGCUCUGGACUCUUGACCGGAGGGUCGUGGGUUCAAUCCCAGGUGGGGGGACACUGCUGCUGUACCCUUGAGCAAGGUACUUUACCUAGAUUGCUCCAGUAAAAACCCAACUAUAUAAAUGGGUAAUUGCAUGUAAAAUAAUGUGAUAUCUGUAUAAUGUGAAAUAAUGUAUAAUGUGAUAUCUUGUAACAAUUGUAAGUCACCCUGGAUAAGGGCGUCUGCUAAGAAAUAAAUAAUAAUAAUUGCAGAA
Messenger RNA from Acipenser ruthenus (sterlet), 3713 nucleotides. RefSeq names its product gastrula zinc finger protein XlCGF26.1-like. Gene Ontology annotation, biological process: regulation of immune system process; negative regulation of transcription by RNA polymerase II; regulation of cytokine production. The record is from RefSeq and is a predicted model, not a curated record. The coding region runs from base 112 to 1947 and encodes 611 amino acids. The transcript is spliced from 2 exons. Lineage: Eukaryota; Metazoa; Chordata; Actinopteri; Acipenseriformes; Acipenseridae.